Molecule: messenger RNA, 942 nt
Organism: Abrus precatorius (Indian licorice)
Lineage: Eukaryota; Viridiplantae; Streptophyta; Magnoliopsida; Fabales; Fabaceae
Exons: 2
Coding region: 1-942 (313 amino acids)
Source: RefSeq, a predicted model, not a curated record
AUGCCAAGGCGCGCCAACACCCCACCUUGGGCAGAUAAGAGUAAAUCUUGUCGAUAUCAUCGCAACAGAGGCCAUACGACAGAGGAGUGCACCACCCUAAAAGAUAAAAUAGAAGAUUUGAUUAAAGAUGGGCACUUGAGAGGAUUUGUUCAAACAGAUCCCACCGACUACACCGAAAGGGGAAGGAGAGAUCGGUAUCCCCAAUCCUCAAGAAGGUAUAAGGAUAAGCAGCCUGAGAGACAGCGGAGCUGGUCAAGAGAGCCUCCUGUAAGAAGAUUUGAUGAACGAGAAAAAUACCCGAAAAGGGUAAUCAACACCAUAGCUGGUGGGUUCGCAGGUGGAGGACCCACUCAUUCAGCUAGAAAAAGGCAUCUCUGGCAGAAUGAUCCCAUGGUCAUUAAUGUAGACAUUCUUAAUUGUACUAUCCGAAAAACACUAAUUGACCAGGGGAGCUCGUUUGAUAUUCUGUAUUGGAAUACGUUUAAACAAUUAGGCAUUCCAGAAGAAGAGCUCAGAGAAUAUCAUGAACCACUGGUGGGUUUCUCUGGGGAACGAGUGGAGACUCGGGGCUGUAUUGACCUGUACACCUCAUUCAGGUUAGAGCACGAGGGAAAACGUAUAAAAGUCACUUAUCUUGUAGUGCAUGCAAACACUUCCUAUGAUAUACUACUCGGCAGACUAUCCCUAAACAAAUUGAAGACCAUAGUAUCUACUCCAUACUUGGUCAUGAAGUUUUCGUCUGAAAGGGGCCGAAUCGUUACAGUUCACGCUGACCAGAAGACGGCUAGAGAAUGCUACUUUGCAAGCCUACAUCUUAAGCCUUUCCAUGGGAGCAGCCGAGAUGUCAACAUUGUAUCCCCUCGGUUGGUAGAGGAGUUGGAUUUUGAACUCGAUCCUAGAGUGGAUGAGGGGUAUCGGGUUGAGCCCAAUGAAAACAAGUAG